Molecule: messenger RNA, 1727 nt
Organism: Saccoglossus kowalevskii
Lineage: Eukaryota; Metazoa; Hemichordata; Enteropneusta; Harrimaniidae
Product: alpha-tocopherol transfer protein-like
Cellular component (GO): membrane
Molecular function (GO): phosphatidylinositol bisphosphate binding
Source: RefSeq, a predicted model, not a curated record
UUUAAUUUCGAAGAUUUGUUUUUUUCUUAAUAUUACCGUAUUGCUAGAUUUUUCAAUCUGGUUUCAAUGUUAUUAGUGUUUAUCAUACACUCACUCCAGUGAGUGUGUUUGUUUGUUUGUUUGUUUGCAUGGUACUUGAUUCCAAGUCGUACCGUCUCGCGCGUGAAUAGCUUUCGCUGCUGUCUGUUAUAUUGCCCUCAACGAACUCCCGUAGCAGAGUCACAAUAGCGCAACGACAAGAAGCUGGGACAGAGUCUAGAACGCCACUUGUGUCAUUGUGAGACAAAGACACGUGUGGCAAAAUACGAUAAUAGUAUAGGCUUUACUUGUACUACGUAAUGUGUGCGCAUGCCCUUUAAGACUUACCGCCAACGCGUUUUGCAAAACUUUCAAUAAGGAAGAUAUCGAUACCUAUUCCUACCUGUUGAUCACAUCGUCGUCUCUGUACUUGUAGAGCAAUAAUGACGGAUUUACCGCGACAACCCUACGUGUGUAAACUCAGUGCCACAAUGCAGGAAAAGGCAAAACGAGAGCUGAAUGAAGACCCCAGUACUAGGAACGCGAAAAUUGACGAAUUGAGAGCCAGAUUUAAAAAGGAACGACCCGAAAUCAAGCUACCCCCCGAAGACGCCUUCCUUGUACGUUUCCUCCGAUGUAAGAAAUUUGAUGUCGAUCGCGCCUUUAAGAUGCUCGUGCAUUAUUACGAAGUUCGCCGAAAAUACCCGGAGUUGUACAGCAACUAUCGACCAUCGGCGUACAGGCAAAUAUAUGAACAAGAAAUAGAGGCUAUGUUACCAGCUAAAGAUAAAAGUGGAAGAGCAGUGAUUGUUUUUUCAAUAAUGCGAACGACAUAUGUCCUGUGUGAUCAACUAAAACAAGCUAUGGAUACAGUAGAGCGGUGUAUGGAAGUGGUUGUUGCAAGAGAGGGCCUACAGCGGGUGCAGCAACCCUGUAAAUGGGACCCUGACAGAUAUGAUCCAGACUUGAUUACGGCUGCAUUUUCGAUUGCGAUGGAAAAAAUAAUCGAGGACGAAGAAGUCCAAGUGAACGGUGUUGUGUUUGUAGGUGACUACGAAGGGUUGACAAUGAGACAUAUUUUAAAAAUGGGACCAACACAGGCCAAAAAACAGAUGGAUUGCAUGAUGAACUCCAAUCCCAUGAGAUUCAAAGCAAAUCACAUUAUAAGGCAGCCCGAGAUAAUGGACACCUUGUUUUUAAUAUUUAAGCCAUUCAUGUCAGCAAAGUUGAUUGAAAGGCAUCACUUUCAUGGUCAGGAGUACGGCACCCUGCAUGAGCAUGUGCCAUCGUCUAUUCUUCCUCCAGAGUUCGGUGGACAGUUCAUGGAUUUUGACUGGAUGGAAUGGUUCAAGAAUCUGAUGAAGUGUGACGCUGAAUUUGAAUAUCGGAAUCAGUUUGGCAUCCCUGAAGCCAACGACAUACUUGGUGGGUCUACCCAGGGAGUUGAUGCUCUAGGUGGUAUAUCCGGCUCGUUCAAAAAAAUAAGUGUAGAUUAAACACUUCGUAUUUCAAUAUCGAUUUUAAUACAAAUAUUUUUUUGUGAUUUGUAUUUUAUUUGUCCGAAUUACUGUGAAUAAUGCCAAUUCCAGUUCGAUGGACAGAUAUUUUGUGUCAUUGAUUAUAUAUUUUGAAAAACAAUAUUCUUGAAUACUUCAUCCGGUUUCUCAUCCGGUUAGAUAAACCGGUGUAAAAACAGUUUCAGAAAAUAA